AUGCGGUGCCACUACGACGUCCUCGAGGUCUCCCGCGACGCCACCGCCGCGGAGCUCAAGAAGGCGUACCGGAAGCUCGCGCUGGAGUGGCACCCGGACAAGAACGCGCAUCGACACGACGAGGCGGAGGCGCGAUUCAAGGAGGUUCGCGGCGCGUACGAGACGCUGUCCGACGCCAACGAGCGCGCGUGGUACGACUCGCACAGGGAGGCGAUCUUGAAGGCGGGCGCGCACGCCGCGGGCGGCGAGGGCGCGCGCCCGGAGGACGAGAUCAACCUGAUGCCGUACUUCAACGCCUCCUCCGCGUUCCGCGGGUUCGACGACGCCCCGGGAUCCUUCUACGACGUCUACCGAAAACUCUUCGACGCGCUCGACAAGCAAGAGCAAGCCGCGUCGUUGGCGGCGGGGAAGGACUCGUUCACGCCCGCGCCCACAUUCGGCGACGCCGCCUCGCCGUGGGACGUCGUCCGCAAGUUCUACGCGCACUGGGGGCUGCACGCGACGAUGAAGACGUUCGCGUGGGCGGACGAGUACAACCUCGCCGAGGCGGCGAACCGCAAAGGUGCGUUCAUCACGUUUACACCGGUCCCCAUACGACCCCGUCGGCGUGGUGAACGCCGAUCCUUAAGGACUUUACUUCCCGGCGUAUGUUUCUCUCCGCCCAUCACCCCUCGCUUUCUUCAUCAAUCCCGACACACCGCGACGCCUUUGAACGCCAUCUGA
Micromonas pusilla CCMP1545 is the source of this 723-nucleotide messenger RNA. RefSeq lists its product as uncharacterized. The transcript has a single exon. NCBI's taxonomy places the organism in Eukaryota, Viridiplantae, Chlorophyta, Mamiellophyceae, Mamiellales, Mamiellaceae. Gene Ontology annotation, cellular component: cytoplasm. The coding region runs from base 1 to 723 and encodes 240 amino acids. The record is from RefSeq and is a predicted model, not a curated record.